Molecule: messenger RNA, 3019 nt
Organism: Zootermopsis nevadensis
Lineage: Eukaryota; Metazoa; Arthropoda; Insecta; Blattodea; Termopsidae
Product: aspartate aminotransferase, cytoplasmic
Biological process (GO): L-aspartate biosynthetic process
Cellular component (GO): cytosol
Molecular function (GO): pyridoxal phosphate binding; L-aspartate:2-oxoglutarate transaminase activity
Source: RefSeq, a predicted model, not a curated record
GAAUCUCUUAAAGUCUGUGCUCUUCCAUUCAUUAGCAUUUUGCCCCAAGGGCGAUCUGAGGACGUUAGUAAUAUAGAAGUUGUGCAGUUCCGAUACAAAAAAUGCUUUCAAGAUUUCGUGUGGUCGAAGUAGGUCCCCCAAUUGAAGUCUUUGCUGUGAACGAACAGUAUUUAAAAGACACUUUCGACCAAAAAGUAAAUUUAAGUGUUGGAGCUUACAGGACCGAUGAGGGAAAGCCGUGGGUUUUGCCUGUAGUGCGCAAGACCGAGAAACAGCUGGCUGAUGACGAGGCCCUGAAUCAUGAAUACCUGCCUGUUCUUGGUUUGCAAGCAUGUAGCUCUGCAGCCACUAGAAUGCUGCUGGGUGCUGAAUCACGUGCACUGCUGGAAGGGCUGGCAUUUGGUGUUCAGACUCUCAGUGGCACAGGCGCCUUAAGAGUUGGUGCCGAAUUUCUUCAUCGACAGCUCAAGUACACAACUUUCUAUUACUCAUCACCAACAUGGGAGAACCACCACCUAGUCUUCACAAAUGCUGGCUUCGCGGAACCGCGUCAGUAUCGCUAUUGGAAUUCAGAGACCCGUUCAUUGGACCUGGACGGUUUCCUAGAAGAUUUACGUGCAGCGCCUAAAGACUCUGUCAUCAUCCUGCACGCAUGUGCGCACAAUCCAACAGGCUGUGACCCAACUAGCGAACAGUGGACCCAGAUAGCCGACGUCAUAGAAGAAAAGCAGCUUUUCCCGUUCUUCGACUCUGCGUAUCAAGGUUUCGCUUCUGGGGAUCUUGAAAAGGAUGCCUGGGCAGUACGUUACUUCGCCGACAGAGGCUUUGAGUUCGUCUGUGCUCAGUCUUUUGCCAAGAAUUUUGGUCUCUACAAUGAACGUGUCGGUAAUCUGACGGUGGUCGUGAAUAACGCUGUCCAUUUGCAACCAAUGAAGUCUCAGCUUACUCUUAUUGUAAGAGGAAUGUAUUCAAAUCCUCCAAAUCACGGAGGAAGAAUCGUGGCCACCGUUCUGAAUAACCCGCAGCUGUUCGAAGAAUGGAAGGAGAGUGUUCGUACUAUGGCGAAAAGAAUUCUGGACAUGAGAAAAGGACUUAAAGAACGUCUAGAAAAGCUGGGUACACCUGGUACAUGGGACCACAUUGUGACCCAAAUAGGAAUGUUUUCCUACACCGGACUUUCACCUCAACAAGUGAAGCAUCUGACGGAGAAAUACCAUAUCUACUUACUCAAGAGUGGGCGUAUCAAUAUGUGUGGUCUGACCACUAAAAACAUUGAUUACGUAGCCAAAGCUAUUCACGAAACUGUUCUAGACGUCCCUGGCGACAGCAUCAACAAAAUAUAAACCUGGAAACUGAUAUUAGUGCAACGAUUCUUCCUCGGUAUUUUUGCAAGUUAUAACGAGGAAUUGUUUUCAUUUAAGGGGCUAGAAUGAUUUUCUCUAAUACUGAGUGCUGUGUGCGCUUACAGUAACCUUUGGGGCACGUUAAAACGUAAUUAGAUUUUGACUUCUUCUUCUUCUAUGGCUCUCCGGUCCGUGGCCUCCUCAAUUCUCCUCUUCCAUUCGGUCCUCUGUUAGGUCCGUCUGUGUGAGACUUUGAUGGAGGUUUCUAAACUUCUUCCUUCUUGAUUUUGACUAUGGGUACAUAAAAGGGAAAAUUCAUGUGUUUAUAAUAUAAUGAGUUCAAGAGAAUUUUUAGGGAUUCUGUAAAGAUUUUCGACGGCCGUAGAUUCGCUGUGCCGCAUUUAUGUUUAUCGUUGAACAAUAUUUUUUUUUUUUUAGCUGCAGUGGCUAGCAUACAAGUUUAGCGUUGAAAAUAAAUUUUGAAAAAUCUCAUUGUAAUGACAGUCACACGGACUUUGAAGAUAUGAAAUCCCUUAUUUUAUUUUUAAAUUAUUAAUAUAUCUUGAUGAAAAUUUUCUUAAAUUAAAACUUGCAGUUUGGUUCAGUCAGUAAUGCUUCUGACUUGUGUUCGCGAAGUGCCACGGCCAGGACACCGACUAUACGAACAUAUACCGUGGUUUUCCAUAGCCGUUCGAACUAAAUUCCACGCUCGUACCGAAACAGACCUUAGCACUUCCUUCCCGAUUAUUUGAAUGUCACUGAAGAUGGUCACGUCCUCACGCCAUUCAACACAAAAUAGACUCCUGUCAUACAGCGUCAUUAAAUAACCUGUGAUCCAUUCGUUUAGACCAAGGGUUCUCGACCAUUUCCAGAUCUGGUACCAAAAUUAACCUUUUGAUCCGUGAGCCGCCACGGAAAAUUUAUUAAAAAUUCUGUUAUGUCAUGCGCAGACACGCAGUCGACAGAGGCCUGUUAUUCGCUAUUUUCCUUUAACUGUUAAUCGGUCCGUGAUACAUCUGACACUGCUUUUGCUUUUGUAAUCAAUAUCAGGUUUCAUUUUUAUUUCUGCAAUUUGCAUUCCUCCGAGCAUUCAUCAGUAACAAACAUUCCAGUUCCUGAUUUGACAUUCAUUAAGCCGAACGAUCGUCCAAAGGUGGUGACUUGUGGUCGAAUAGUGAUAACAUUCGUACGUCUUCUAAUGCCAGGUUUUACUGUUCGUUGUGCAGUCGCACGUUAUUAUAAAAAAUCAAAGUGGAUCAUGGGCUGAGAACUCCUGAUGUAGUCCAAGGACACAAAUGUUGUAAACGCUAUCAUCUCGGUUAACUUGCCAGAUGUGAGUUACGCCGCCCUGCGUUUAAUAAAUCAAAGCUGUAAACAGUUGGUGCUUAAGUCUUCGGGAAGGGCUUAAAGGUCUAGGAACUACCUCAAUCUGAAUGUCUGAAAGUUCUUUACGUAUCCUGAUGUCUCAAGGGUGUCCAGUUUGUUAUAAAAAUGAAGUUACCAUGGAAUUUGUACAGAAAUCCUGUUAGAUUUGUUUGUGCAUUUAAUGCAUUCAUUAUGUGUAUAUUCUAAGGGUAAUAAUUUGCUAAUGUAAUAUGCAUUAUUUGAUAUUAAGAAUAUUGUGAUAUGGCAAAUACUCCUUUUUCCACCUGAAAUAAAGUGAUUGUCAACUCUGA